AUGGCCGACUCGCUGCUAGAGCUGCUGUCUCCAUACUUGGAGACGCCACAGCCCAACGAUGCUACGGCUUCACUAUAUCUCAAUCGCCUAUCCACCUUGUCCCUGGAUGCUCUCCAGACCACCGAACCGCAAUCCCUCGCCCAAUCCUCCCACUCGACCCUCCUCUCUCUACAAGCGCUAUCCAACCGCUCCCAUCGAGCCUUCAUUACUUCCGCCGAUCAUCUAUCCACACUUCGCUCAUCCAUACCACAAUUAGCCAGCGAGGCGCAGCAACUCCGCGAUGCCAUUCCGAAGCUCGAUGAGCAGGCCGUCAGCUUCUCCACCAAAUACAGCAAGAUCACCGAUAAUGCCGCCCUGGAACGAAGGAAGAAAGCCGUGCAGCUGGCGCGCAAUGUCGACCGAUUGUCCGAUAUCCUCGAACUACCCUCCCUGCUGUCCACUGCAGUAUCUGCGGCGUCUGCCAACCCCGGCGUGUCCGCAGCCUCUACUACCUAUUCCUCAGCUCUCGACCUACAUGCACAUAUCAAGCGACUCCAGACACUAUACCCCGAAUCACCAUUAAUUCAAGAUGUGGUGUCCCAGGCGGAGGAUGCAAUGAAGGAAAUGACUACCAAUCUGAUCGCGGGGCUUCGCUCGCAGAACCUACGCCUAGCAGCUGGCGUGCGAACCGUAGGCUGGCUGCGGCGAGUCGCACCAGAUCUGGAGAGUCUCCAGAGUCAAGGGGCAACAGGUACCGGAGAAGGAGCGCUGGGCGCCAUCUUCUUGGUCUGUCGCCUGGCGCACUUGGUAUCGACUCUGGAGGCGUUGGAUCCACUGCGAGAGCUUGCCGACCAAGAAACCCAGCGGAGAACCCAUGGCAAAGACCAAUCCGACACCUGGUCCGGGGGUCAGCAAACAGACCGCUAUCUGAAGCGGUACAUUGAAAUAUUCCGCGAGCAGAGUUUCGCCAUUGUCUCGUUGUACAAGAACAUCUUCAGUUCGGAGCAGUCUGAUUCAGAACCGGCUGUCUCAGGCCUGGGGCCUGCUGAGGCCCAUCAGGCCAAGUCACCAUCGGCGCGACCGCAUGAUCCGUUACAAAGACUCCCCUCGGCAUUAGCCACAUUCCCGAUGCACCUCGUGCGAUUACUUACGGAUACCAUGCGGGCAUAUCUUCCUAAUGUCCGCGAUCGCAGCUCGAGAGAGAGUCUGUUGACGCAGCUGCUGUACUGUGCGGCUAGUCUUGGUCGGCUGGGAGGUGACUUUAGCAUGAUCCUGACGGAGUUGAGUGGCGAAGAGGACAUCUCGUAUGAUUGGGAAGAUGUGAUGCGCAAACAUCGGGCAUUAGCCGGGCGGUUGGAGCAAUUGACGAGUCGAGUGCCAGUGCAUUGA
Molecule: messenger RNA, 1368 nt
Organism: Penicillium canariense
Lineage: Eukaryota; Fungi; Ascomycota; Eurotiomycetes; Eurotiales; Aspergillaceae
Product: Dor1-like family protein
Exons: 1
Coding region: 1-1368 (455 amino acids)
Biological process (GO): intra-Golgi vesicle-mediated transport; cytoplasm to vacuole targeting by the Cvt pathway
Cellular component (GO): COG complex
Source: RefSeq, a predicted model, not a curated record